Messenger RNA from Cornus florida, 2230 nucleotides. RefSeq names its product ankyrin repeat-containing protein ITN1-like. The record is from RefSeq and is a predicted model, not a curated record. NCBI's taxonomy places the organism in Eukaryota, Viridiplantae, Streptophyta, Magnoliopsida, Cornales, Cornaceae. The coding region runs from base 418 to 2052 and encodes 544 amino acids. The transcript has 6 exons. Gene Ontology annotation, molecular function: protein binding.
UAUCCAUAUAUGUAUUGAAUUUAUGUGAAUAUCUAUUUUUGUAAAUAUUUAUGCGAGUCAUGUUCCUCAAACAUGAUGAUUUACGGUUCUCCAAACAUAACACUUUUCAUGGAACGGAGGGAGUAAUUUUUUGAAAAUUGAGCUGAACAAGUUUUGUUGUUGUUUUUUUUUUUAGGGAGUAAUUUAUUGAAAAUUGAGCUGAACAAGCAAAAGACAGCAGUGAAGAAUGAUAAUCUAUGCAAAUACCUACCACUGUACAGGGCUGCAAUCAAUGACGACUGGAAGGGUGCGGAAGAGUUUCUGAGAAAUGAACCGGAUGCGGUAAGGACCGCGAUCACAGGCGCAUUGGAAACAGCACUGGUGGUAGCGAUAAAGUGUGGGAAGGGAAACCAAGUGGUGAAGAAAUUGUUGAAGGACAUGACGAAAGAUGACGUGGCACUAGUUGAUGGAAAUGGCAGCACAGCUCUUCACACUGCUGCAAUAUGUGGCAACACGGAGGCAGCCAAGUUGUUGGUGGAAAAGAACCCAGACUUGGCCAACAUGGAGGACAAUACUAAAAAUUUGCCUAUCCACUACGCUUCUAUAAUCGGCCGAAGGAGUAUGGUUCUCUACUUACUGGAUCUCACCAACAAAGAAAUACAGCCCAAACUACUCGAGGAUGAAAGUGGUGCUAUUCUUAUUAAUGGUCUAAUAGCUAGUAAUCAGUUCGAUAUUGUUAUAUUGUUGAUUAAAAGAUACCCUGCGUUGGCAUGCAUACAAAGCUCUCCAGCACUGGACAGGAUUGCUCUCAAAAGAUCUGCAUUUCCAAGUGGAGCACACUUCAACUUCUGGCAAAGUUUAAUCUACUCUUAUGUUCCCCCGAGGUUAGAAGACUCUGCAUAUCAAAGUAGUGAAGGAGACAUUGAGAAUCCAGUCAAUAGCGCGGUUUCAUUUCGGGCUUAUUUGAAGCAAAAGUUGCAUCAAAUAUUCUGGAAACUCACUCAAAUGUUAGUGCCACAGAUGAAGAAAAUUCAAGAGAAAAAACGAGAACAUCAUCAAGCUCGUCAGCUCCUGGAACUUCUUUGCAAGGAAGUAGUGAAAUUAGACUACUCUAAAGCAAAGGAAAUAUUUCAUUCAUCUGUACUGAUUGCAGCCAAAGUUGGGAUUCCUGAAGUUAUUGAAGAGACUUUUGCAGUAUUUCCUGAUGUGAUUAAUGCUACAAAUUCGAAAGGAGAUCACAUAUUCCGUAUUGCAAUUUUGAACCGGCAUGUAAAUAUUUUCAAUCUUAUUUAUCAAUUGAACAGAGAGGUGAGACACUUGAUUUUAGCAAUCCCAGACUUAUCAGAUAAGAGUUGUUUAGAUCUGGUUGCAUGUUUGAAAGAUGAGCAAAGUGUCAAUCUUAGAGCUGGUGCAGCCGGUGCAGCUUUACAAAUGCAACGCGAAUUGCAAUGGUAUAAGGAAGUAGAAAAAUUUUCAUUGGAUUACCACAAAGACAACCGAGAUCUUGAAAGAGAGGUACCCAGAAAGGAAUUUAGCAAGACACAUGAAAAGUUGGUCAAAGAAGGAGAGGAAUGGAUGAAAGACACAGCCAACUCUUGCACAAUUGUAGCAGCUCUCAUUGUCACUAUAGCGUUUGCUGCUGCCAUCACUGUACCGGGCGGAAACAAUGGCAAUAACGGUCAUCCAAUUUUCUCCAACGACAAAGUUUUUUUAAUCUUCAGUCUAUCCGAUGCACUUGCUCUUUACUCGUCCACUUCUUCUCUACUGGUUUUCUUGUCUAUCCUCACUUCGCGCUAUGGAGAAGAGGACUUUCUGGAAGUCCUACCCAACAGAUUAAUUAUUGGUUUGGUAACCCUAUUCGUAUCCAUAAUAUCUAUGAUGAUAGCUUUCGGUGCCACAGUCUACCUAGUGUUUGGGGAUAAGAAACCAUGGAUUUUUGUUCCUAUUGCUGUGCUUUCCUGUAUACCUGCGACCUUGUUUGUGUCAUCACAAUUUCCUCUUCUUUUGGACAUGAUCAAAUCUACAUAUGGCAAAGGCCUUUUCUAUCAGCAGAAUGAUCGUAUCCUCUACUAAACCAAAUAGAGAGAAGGGGAAAAAUUAAAGCUUGUAUCGUCUAUCAAUUUGACAUAUAUAUAUAUAUAUAUAUAUAUAUUUAGCAAUAGUAUUCAUAAUUUCCUGUUUGUAAGAAGGUUUGGCACAUUUCUAUUAUUGAUGCUACGAUAAAUAAUUUGAAGGUUGCAUUGUGCCUCCC